Messenger RNA from Chara braunii, 4652 nucleotides. Lineage: Eukaryota; Viridiplantae; Streptophyta; Charophyceae; Charales; Characeae. The record is from the annotation of a GenBank genome assembly.
UCAAGAAGCCCGAAAGCAUGUGAUAAAAAGUGCAGGACUCAGCUUCGCCCUCCCUCUCUCAGCCUUGCUAACCACCCUCGAGAACGGUAUGCUGCGCUCCUUUGAAGAGAGAGAGAGAACCCGAAGGAGGAGAAGCAUCCACGGAGAAAGCUUUGGCAGGGAGAGGUGGAAUUGACAAUGAAUACUGCGCAGGGAGAGGUGGAAUUGACAACGAAUACUGCGGCGACCUCCGCUUUUGCAGUCGCAGCACCAAUUUUGCAAUCCUCCUCUGAUGAGGGCGGCGGUACUGAGCGGAAUCCGUCCGACAACUUAGCCCAUGCCUUCGCCGCCGCCGCCGCCGCCGCCAAUUUUUCAAGUCUUCCCGCGAAAGAGUGCCCUAUGAGAUCAAUCAGUGAGCGGGCGACCUCGUGGCUUACGAUACACUCCCCCGAGGAGGAACAUCAUCCACCCCCAGAAAGCCCAUCUUCACCGUCUUGUCUAGCUGCGGACACAAGUGUUUGCUUCAGAAAGGCUACUAUGGAGGAGAAGAAAACCCCAAGCAGCUACUCAGUGAUUGCCGAGGAUGAACAUCAUCAUCGUGAAAGCAAAGGGGGCUGGGUUGUGUCAUCAUCAAAGUGGGUGAGGGAGGAGAUUUUGCGAGAAAACUAUCCUCAAAACAAUCGCGAUGGCAAGGACGUCAAUCAGGAGGAGGAGGUCGAGGAAUCGACUAAGUCAGGAGAUAAUCAGAGCGGCACGAGAACAACCACUCGUAAUAUUUUGGUAGUACGAGAGGAAAACACGAUAGAAAAGGGGGAAGAAGAGGAGAUCAGGGAGAAGAAAGACCAAGAGGAGAGGGGGGGUAUUAGUAAGGCGGGAAAGAAGACGGCGGGACGGAAACGAGCCAAUGAGAACUCGCCUAGAUUGGCUGACAAUAACAAAUCGGAUGCGCGGUCAGCGCCUCCUCUACCUGUGCACGGACAUCGUCUUCGUCUGUUUCCUCCUCGCGGCCGGGGUGGGGGUGGGGAUGGGGAGAACGCCCAUCCUCCUGAGUUGAAGCUAAUUGGUCAUCGUGCCCGAAUACAAGAAGGCGAUGAGAAGCAGAGGCCUGUGCGACAGCCGAGAGAACGCCCACCACCAUCUGCUUCCGCGAGAUUCCCCCUUCCCGCCAAAACCACGAAAGACAGGGGGGUCAGUCGAAAAUCAACGAAUGAGAACAGCGGCAGGAAACGUAGUCCAAGUACAGGUGGCUUGGCAAAGAAGAAAGGACGUCGGGCGGGGGCGGGGGGGGGGGCGGGGGGAGAGAGAGGCGGCGGAUUCGCGAAGCGCAAGACCAGCGCCGGUGAAAUCGCAGCUGACAGAACGGUUGCCUUCGCUGGUGGUCGUCAGGAGGGAACACAGCGAGAGAACAUCGGGAAUGUAGUGGGAGAAGACAUAAAAGGAAAUGAAAAGGAAAGCGACGGUCCUCAUCAUUUAGCUAAGGACAACUACCCAGAAAAGAGGAACAACCCAGAUGUAAUUGACCUCGAUGGCGAGAAGGAAGCACAGCAAGAGGUCGGGCCGCCUCUAGAAAACGACAAUUACUGUGACCCAGAAAAGGUAAACGACCCAGGUGUCAUCGUUCUUGAUGGCAGGAAGGAAGGGCAGCGGCGGCAAGCACCAGCGGCGGGGGCAGACGCUGAAGGCGACACGGUUGCUACCACUGGGCAGAAGGAAGUUGGCGGGGGCGUGGCUGUUUCAGAGGCGGAGGCGGAGGCGGAGGCGGAGGCGGAGGCGGAGGCGGCGGCGGCGUUGGAGGCGGAGGCGGAGGCGGAGGCGGUGGUGGAGGCGGCGGCAGAGGCGGCGGCGGCGGAGGCGGAGGCGGAGGCGGCGGAGCAGGGGGAAAUUGAUGAAAAGAGGACCGAAGACGGGCGCAUUGGACGUGGGUCAAGGGGGUCAAGGGUCAGGUCAGUGUUCAAGUUCGGCGGUCGGGUUGGACCGCAGCGCAGCGGAGUCAGAGGAGUCCAUGGGGCGGCAGAGGAGCGGGGUAGCCGUCGCGACAGGGGGGGCACGUUCGGGCGUUGGAUCGGGGACUGGUUCGAACCUGCAGGUCAACUGAGACUCGCAGGGCUGUUGUACGCGGGACAAGACUCCGAGGAAGAAUGUGACUACGAGUGUGAGGAACGCAAAUGGCGGGAAGAGCAUUUGCAAUGUAACGCUGCCCUCCGUUCGUGCCGUAACCGGCUUAUUCGGGCGGGAUUUUUCCAAGGAAGCAGUUUUGAGUGCGCUGCCGACGAUAGCUACUUGGGUUCGAUUCCAGAUAGAAGCAGCGGCGUCGUGGCGAAGGAGGAGGAGGAGGAGGAGGUGGAGGUGGAGAUGGAGAUGGUCAACGCCUCCGACGAGUUAUUAAGGGAUAAGAAGAGGAGUCGCCCAAGUAGUAGCAGCAGAAGCAGUAGAAGAAGCAAAAGUAGUACGAGUACCGGAAGUAUAAUGAAUGGCAGGGAUCAUAGGACGAGUGAUGAGCGAGAUAGGGAGCAGGUCAGAAGAAAGGGGGAGGGCGAGAUAAGCGGAAGCGGCGGCGGCGGCGUAGCGUCUCUUCAGCAGCAGAGACCCAGCGCGGGAGGAAACAGUGGUGGUCCUGCACAAAGGCCAUGGAUGGACGGAAAUGAAGGAAGCAGAAGGGACACUGUCGGUAUUGGUGAUUACAUUUCCUACCAAAGCAAGAAGGUGAGAGAAGCCUGGACACUAUCAAAGCCCCCACCCCAUCGAUAUCGCAAGACGAGCCAUGAUGGGAGUGCAAAGACCCCAUCCACCCCCUCCUGGUUCGAGGACGCAAUAGGAGUUGCAGCAACGACAGCAGGGCGAUUUCACAGAAGAGAAGAAGAUCGUGAGCGCGCAUCACGACUGCAGUCCAGACGGAAGUCUGACACUUUGACCGAUAAGAGCGCCACCGCCGCCCAACGGGCAAUGACGUUUGCACUGCUACCAGCGCUGCAGGAGUUCGACGGGCUGGAUGGAAGUCACGUGGCAACUUCUCCGUCCCGUUUCCCGCCUCCUCGCGGCCAAGAGGGAGAAGAUCCCGACCGAGACAUCCACCCAGACGUCGAAAAACCUGCCGCGACUGCGCAGCAGCAGCAACGUGAACAAAUUCCCGACGUCCCGAAAAAAAAAAAAAAAACUCCCGACGGGGCAGUCUCUGUUACUGCAAACAGUUGUUUGGAACAGAGUGUCAGCUAUGACAAAGAGCAAGAAGGAGAGGGAGGAGAAGGGGGAGAGAGAGAGACAGAAAGAGAGGGAGAGGGAGAGGGAGAGAGACGACCGGGAAGCGUAAUCUUAGAGACAGAAAAGAUGAACCUGCUGCCUCCUGAAGGCAAGGAUCGCGAUAAACGGAUUUCCGAAGGCUUGAUCGAGGCCUCGGAGGGGUUGAUUGAGGCCUCUCGGCAGUCGAACGAACAGAAGGGAGAUCGGCAGCAGCACCAGCAACAGCAGGACAUCAUCACGAGGGCUACCAACGACCCCAAGGAAGAAGAGAGAAGGAAAACUAAGCGAGGUUCACUCGAUGACUGGACAGAAGAGGAGGGGGCGAGAGACGUUGUUGUCAAAAUGGUUCAAGGCAUACGCAAGAUUUUCAUGCCGCCGGACGAUGACGAGCGGCGUAAGAGAUCUCGACCGUUGGCUUCGGCGGCAAGCCAUGCAGUGGACGUGUACGGCCGAUCUGUGCGGCCAAUACAAUCGCACAUUCCCUCCGCGCCAGGACGCACAGGUCCUUUUGACAGUACUCACCCUCCCUCUGCCUCCGGCAAGAUGGCAAGAAGGCAUGACGCUCGUGAAGGUGACCCAGCGCGGGCAGAGGAGAAGAGGGAGAAGAUUGAAGACGGUAGUUGUGCGCCCUCUGAAUUGGAAUUGGACUUCGAUGACCAUGCAUCUCACGGGCACACUGUAGCUACAGGAGCUCUUCCACGUGUCAAGGUGGCCGACGAUGAGCCAGAUGGAGUAGGGUCUGCAGGGGCUGAGGGUGGUGGCCAGCGGGCGGGGCAGAGCCCGUCCAGAGGUUCAAGGCCGUUGGAGCGGUCUGAGUACGCGCACCUGCCACGACACUUGCAGCCUUUGCCGGACACGUCGAGCGAGGGGGAGGAGGACAGACGGUCACGGACCGUGCCGUUGGGAAGCGGGUCGACGCAGGAGUGGGCGGCUACAGAGCUUGGUGGCAGCCGCGACCCCAGUUAUGGGCAGUCGUACACCCAACUCCUCCAGCAGGGGUUGAGCGGCGAUGAAGGAGAUGGCGGUGCCAAUCUGUCGAUUGGUCUGUGUAGCGGUGACGAAGGAGAUGGCGUAGCACACCUGCAGCACGGCGUCGCAAAUGGCACCGCCGUCGUCGUCAUCCACACACGUCGACUGCAGUGUCCUCUUCCGCCGCGCGCGAAUGGCUGCUCUCAUCCUCCCCUCGCCCCUCUCCAAUUGACAACGGAAGAGGAUGGCGUUCACGGCCACUGCCACAGCAGUCCUCUCCGCCUUCGACAGUGUAUCGCGUCCCGCCUCCCCGUCCGUGGCCAUCGCCGAAACUGGUAGCGAGGAUGCGGGCGUCGCGAAGUGCAAAAGACGGCAGAACACGAUGCGGGGCAUAUAACAGAGCUGCUGCGAGUGACGACCUCAGUGCGCAGUGCAAACGGCGACGAAAAUGAACGUUCGCGAACACA